AUGGAGGUUUCUUACGGAGAAGCCGGCUACAAAGGGCUCAUUCGUGAGCCUUACAUCUUCUUCCUUGCAUGUUUCGCAAGUAUUGGCGGUGUGUUAUUUGGCUACGAUCAGGGCGUAAUCAGCGGCGUUCUGGUAAUGAACAACUUCGCCAAGCAGUUCCCGACACUCUCCGAAGACGCAACACUUCAAGGAUGGAUGGUGGCUGUGCUGACACUCGGCGCCAUGGUCGGUGCUCUGGUUAACGGUCCGAUUGCUGACGGUCUCUCCCGCCGCUGGACGAUCCUCCUUGCCAACGCCAUCUUCCUCUUCGGCUCCAUCAUACAGGCGGCGUCGGUGAACGUCCCGAUGAUCUUCAUCGGCCGUUUCAUCGCCGGAGUGUCGAUUGGUCAACUGUCCAUGGUCGUCCCCCUGUACCUCAGCGAACUAGCGCCUCCGAAUCUUCGUGGCAGUCUCGUCGCCCUACAGCAGCUCGGUAUCACGGUUGGGAUAAUGGUUGCGUUCUGGUUAGACUAUGGCACACAGCACAUAGGCGGAACCGGUGACGGCCAGUCACCCGCGGCGUGGAGAUUCCCGCUCGCUCUCCAGUGUGUGCCCUCGAUGAUCCUGGCCGGCGGUACAUUCUUCCUACCGUACACGCCCCGGUGGCUGCUGAUGAAAGACCGCGAGGAAGAGGCCUGGCUCACACUCGUCCGCAUCCGACGCGUUCCCCAGACCGAUCCCCGGCUGAAGCUCGAGCUGAUGGAGAUCAAAGUCGCCGCCCGGUUCGACAAUGAGACGACCGCCGAGAUGUAUCCCGGAGUCAUCUCGAAGCUGCAGCUCACCGUCCAGCGAUACAAGUCGCUGUUCGUCGUCCGCCACCUCAACCGCCGCCUGCUCAUCGCGUGUCUGCUCCAGGUUAUCCAGCAAUUCACGGGCAUCAACGCCAUAAUAUACUAUGCGCCGAAGAUAUUCCAGAACAUUGGUCUCUCGGGCAACUCUGUCGACCUGCUGGCGACCGGCGUGGUCGGAGUCAUCAACUUCUUCUCCACAAUACCCGCCAUCAUGUACAUGGACCGCUGGGGACGCAAGAAGGUGCUGCUCAUCGGCGGAGUCGGCAUGGGCGUCUCCCAGCUCAUCGUCGGGACGCUCUAUGCCGUCUACAGAGACUCCUGGGCGAGCAACAAGUCGGCGGGCUGGGCUGCUGCAUUUUUUGUCUGGGCAUACAUCGCGAACUUUGCCUUCAGCAUCGGAUGCGUCAACUGGAUUAUCCCGUCCGAGAUCUUUCCGCCCGGCGUCAGAUCACAGGCUGUCGGGCUGGCUAUUGGGACGAAUUGGCUGAGCAAUUUCAUCGUUGCUCUGAUCACGCCGAGGAUGCUCGAGGCCAUCACCUUUGGCACAUUCUAUUUCUUCCUCGCCUUUUGUGUCAUACUCAUCGUCUGGGUGUUUUUCUUCGUUCCAGAAACCAAGGGGGUCCGGAUCGAGGAGAUGGAUAAGCUGUUCGGCGGCAAUCAAGGGUCGGCGGACAUGGCUAGAAUGGUUACCAUUAGGCGUGAAUUGGGUCUCGUUCCUGAUGGGGCCAACCUGAAAGCGAAGGAAGACGUCGAUAUGGGGGUUAGUGAGAUUGAGAAGGCCUAA
Messenger RNA from Colletotrichum higginsianum IMI 349063, 1614 nucleotides. RefSeq names its product Sugar transporter. Gene Ontology annotation, cellular component: membrane. The record is from RefSeq and is a predicted model, not a curated record. Gene Ontology annotation, biological process: carbohydrate transport; transmembrane transport. NCBI's taxonomy places the organism in Eukaryota, Fungi, Ascomycota, Sordariomycetes, Glomerellales, Glomerellaceae. Gene Ontology annotation, molecular function: carbohydrate:proton symporter activity. Bases 1 to 1614 code for a protein of 537 amino acids. The transcript has 7 exons.